AUAUAACGCUAUAAAACAGUUUGUAACACGAUAACAUUUUAUAACAGUGUGUAACAAUACGCUACACCUUGUUAAGAAAUGUUAUAUGUUAUAAACGCUCCCACAUUGGUUGAAUACGUUGUAUAACAUCAUAUAACAUUAUGUAACAAUCAGUUUGGGUUUGUCUUUCGAGAAGGCUGGUAGUGAGUCAUAAUGGAGGAAGUGCUAAUAGGUUUGGCCUUUAUUUUUUGUUUGAAAAAAAAAGAAGAAAAGGCGAUCUUACUGGAUGCGUCGAACUCUGAAAGCGAGAGAACAUUACAGUGCUACAAAAUAUUUGGAGGAUUUGGGUAUUGAUGGCUGUUUGAACGAUUUUUUAAGAAUGAACAGUUCAGAAUUUGAAUUUCUCCUGAAUUUAGUCGGAAAGAAUAUUGCUAAGCAGGAUACUAAUUGGAGGAAAUCUAUAAAUUAUACAGAAAGAUUUGCAGUUACAUUAAGGUUUUUAGCAACCGGUUGCAGUUACGGUAGUCUUGGAGAUGUGUUCAAAAUAUCACACCAACUUAUAAGUAUGAUCAUACCGGAAGUAUGCGAGGCUCUCGUCGAGGGAUUACAAGAAUAUUUACACAUGCCAACAUCUGCUCAAGAAUGGUUACAGGUUGCAAAUAAAUUUUUUAAUCUGUGGAAUUUUCCCCAUUGCCUGGGAAGUAUCGACGGAAAACACGUAGCCAUACAAAAACCAAUAGGAAGCGGAAGCGAAUAUUACAAUUACAAAGGAUUUUAUAGUGUUGUUCUUUUAGCAUUGGUUGACGCUGAAUAUAAUUUUUUAUACGUAAAUAUUGGGUGCCAAGGACGUAUAAGUGAUGGCGGAGUAUUUGCAAACACACUCUUACGAAAAAAAAUAAUUGAACGUGAUUUGAAUUUACCAAGAGAUUGCCCACUUCCAGGAAGAACCACACCUGUUCCUUAUGUAUUUGUAACAGAUGACGCAUUUCCGUUAGAAAAGCAUUUGCUAAAACCUUUUCUAGGACCCCAGGACAACAAUACUAAAGAGAGAAAAUUUAAUUAUAGAACGAGCCGCGCAAGAAGAACGGUAGAGAAUGCGUUUGGAAUUUUGUCAGCCAGAUUUAGAGUAUUACGAAGUAUAAUUUUAUUAGAUCCACAAAAGACUACUACUUUAAUUAUGGCAUGUGUGCUUCUACAUAAUUUUUUGAGGAAAACCAAAUCAAGCACUAUUUACGCCCCACCUCAAUAUUAUGAUAAGGAAAAUUCAGAUGGUACGCAUACUUCCGGACAAUGGAGAUCAGAUACACAGCAGUUAACAUCACUGCAACCAGUUGAAACACAGACAGAAGAUGGGAAAGUAAUAAGAAAUGAGUUUGCUGAUUAUUUUUCACACCAAGGUUUACUGGAUUGGGCUUCUAGCUAUUAUUAACCAUAGUUAAAAUUAUUACUCACCGACAAUCCCCCAUCAACAGUUUCUUCUGGCUUAUUUCGAUCUUUUAAAAAUAAAAGUUUUUUAUACGCAAACCAUUUAGGUAUAUCGUCAGCCCCCGCACCUGAUUUAGGCUUCUUACACUCUCUCUGAAAUUGGCCUAUAAGUGACCGCAUUUUUUUUUCAAUCGCCUGUUUAUCUAAAUUAAAUUCAGCCGCAAUUUGCAUCCACGCGUCAUGUUUUUUAUUUCGAUCCUUGUAUUCAUCCAUCUGCGUAUUCCACAAGACUUGUCUCUCUUGAAAUAGUUCAAUCAAUGUGAUCACAUUUUCAUUACUCCAAGUAAAACCAGACAUUUUGUCAAAUCACAUAUAAUACGUGCUUCACCACUUCACUAACCGAACCGACUAAAGAUGCGUACGUGACGAGACGAACGCGCGCGCAAUCCCCCCGCGCCCUUCCGCUAACGUCCCGCUAGGUUCUGAUCAUGUUAUACAACAAAAGUUAUAUUUUGUUAUAACAUGUUGUAAUCAGUUGUAAAACAUUUUGUUGAAUUAAGUUUUAUAACAUUAUUAACAAUUUAUAACUUUUGUUAUAAUUUGUUAAAAAAAGUAGAACAACAAAAGUUAAGCAACAUUCUAUAACGUUAUAUAACUGCUGUGUGGGAGCACCUUAACAUGAUGGACUAAUGUUAUGGGCGAUAGGCUGAUCCCUUAUCACCAUAAGGUUCAUCAUAUCCAGCUUACGACAUCGUAUCAACAGUGGCUGCAAGUUGUCUUUGAUUACUUGUGGCUCUGCCCACCCCACUAGGGAUUACGGGCGUGAGUUUAUGUAUGUAUGUAUGUAUGUGUACAUUUUGAAAACUUGUGCACAGAGAAGACAUUGCUUCUGUCCUCUCACUUCUUUGAGACUGUUGUGGCCGUCUUCUUGACCAUAAUGGGGUUUUAUUUAUGGAUUACUCCUUCAAGGCAUUAUUACUUAUGAACAUCUCGGUAUCAUUUGGCAAAACAACAAUCUCUUCAAAAAUUUCCUCCUUCUCCAUACAUAUUUUUUUGAUACAACCAUCUUCUUCCCCUAGAUUUUGUUUAGGUUGUGGUGUGGGAAGAACCGUAUCACAAUCUUGCACACCAAUUAUACCAGUACAAGCUCGUCCGGAAAGGGCACACAUUUGUUCCAUUAUGGGAUCUACCUUGACAUCUGCAGGUCCUCCACCAGUUCUUGUCGUACUCUCCUUUGAAGUCUGAUAAUAGAGCUUGCUCUCGGUUUUCAGUUUUUCCCAUAGUUUCAUUAGGGAGUCUUUAUUUCUGAAAUAAAUUUACAUGGUAUUUUUAGCAUGGAAUUUAAA
Pectinophora gossypiella (pink bollworm) is the source of this 2750-nucleotide messenger RNA. RefSeq names its product putative nuclease HARBI1. Lineage: Eukaryota; Metazoa; Arthropoda; Insecta; Lepidoptera; Gelechiidae. The transcript has 2 exons. The coding region runs from base 266 to 1408 and encodes 380 amino acids. The record is from RefSeq and is a predicted model, not a curated record.